Messenger RNA from Pyrus x bretschneideri (Chinese white pear), 1392 nucleotides. Its product is annotated as sperm-associated antigen 1. NCBI's taxonomy places the organism in Eukaryota, Viridiplantae, Streptophyta, Magnoliopsida, Rosales, Rosaceae. Gene Ontology annotation, molecular function: protein binding. The record is from RefSeq and is a predicted model, not a curated record. Bases 142 to 942 code for a protein of 266 amino acids. The transcript is spliced from 5 exons.
UGUGAAAAAAUACAUUUUUAAGGGCAUUAAAGAAAAAUAUCGGAAUUUGUAAGUGGAACGGUUGGAACUCAAGUAACAGAAGCAUUUGUUACGCGGAUUAAAGUAGGAAAUUAACUGUCAUCUAUCUCUGCACAUAGAGAAAUGGAUGUGGUGUUGCCUCUACCUGGAGCUACUGCCUCCGCCGCCUCUAGAUCUUAUUCCAGGCGUGUGCGACGCCGCAUCGUGGUCAAAGAUUGUCAGUCAGCAGAGGACGUCAAGGAAAUUAGGGUGUGCACCAACCGCACUUGCCGCAGACAAGGUUCGAUGCAAAUCCUUGAGGCCCUCACCGAUCUCGCCCCUCCUAACGUCUCCGUCAAAUCCUCCGGCUGCUUGGGCCGCUGUGGGGCAGGCCCCAACCUCGUGGCGCUUCCCGCCGCGACUUUGGUCGCUCACUGCGGCACCACCGCUCGAGCGGCCGAGGUCCUCGUGGCACUAGUUCUGCCACGGGGAAGAGGAGGUGAUGGUGGUGGUGGUUCGAAUUGGGACUCUAUUGUUAACAAGAGUUUGGAAGCGCUGGCAUUGAGAAACAAGGCGCGAAGUGAAGUAGUUGACAAGAACAAUUUCUCUCAGGCUGAGCUCCUCCUCUCACAGGCUAUAGAAUUAGGACCAAUUGGGGGUGUUCAUAUUAUGUAUAAGGAGAGGUCCCUUGCAAGAUUAGCAUUCGGCAAUUGUUCCGGGGCUCUUGAAGAUGCCGCUCAAGCUUUGGCUUUGCAUCCUCUCUAUCCUGAGUUUGUUCAGGCUUAUAUUUGCCAAGGUGAUGCAUUCUUGGUCAUGAACAAAUUUGACUCGGCGCAGAGAUCAUAUUCGACAGCUUUACAGAUGGAUCCUUCUCUUCGGCGUUCCAAAUCUUUCAAGGCUAGGAUUGCAAACCUAGAGAAACUCACUGCCGCAAAUCUGCCUUAAGAGCUGCAAGGUGGCUCUCUUUAGAUGGUUUUCAGAACAUUAUUUCACUUGACUGUACUAUACUUAGCAGAACAUCUCAAACAUGAUUUCUUUUUCCCCAAUCCCAGUUUCUACAACUCAAGACAAGAGUCCAGCCAAUUUUGACCCUGAUGUAUUAAGAACGGCGGUAAAAAGGAAGAAGAAGAUGAUGACGUAUACUGGAAAAAUGGUAAGUUAUAGGACCAGCGCUUUUCUCUUCUUUUUUUUUCUCUUUAAAUCAAUUGCAACAGCCUCAGGGUAUUGUAUAUAUACAAGUUCGUGAAAUCUGUAAGUAUUUUUUUCAUGAGCCUAACUAGCACUAUGUCCUUGGACGAGUGGGGAUCUCACAACUUUCUGAUGUACCUAUUUAAUAGUCGUAAUCUACAUAAGACAUUUGUUAUACUAAGGAUCAGGAUUAGAGUUUAGUGUUCA